Torulaspora globosa is the source of this 4587-nucleotide messenger RNA. It is a transcript of the gene IML1, whose product is annotated as GTPase-activating protein IML1. Gene Ontology annotation, molecular function: GTPase activator activity. The transcript has a single exon. Gene Ontology annotation, cellular component: GATOR1 complex. The coding region runs from base 1 to 4587 and encodes 1528 amino acids. Gene Ontology annotation, biological process: intracellular signal transduction; positive regulation of autophagy; negative regulation of TORC1 signaling. NCBI's taxonomy places the organism in Eukaryota, Fungi, Ascomycota, Saccharomycetes, Saccharomycetales, Saccharomycetaceae. The record is from RefSeq and is a predicted model, not a curated record.
AUGCCCCGUGAUGGUCCCAUGUUUACGAGCCUACGAGGCAAAAGCCAGCGACCUUUGUCUUCAACCACAUCAGAGGUUGCGCGGAGUAAUAACCUAACGAACGCGAAUAGCAUCCAGCUGAGUGCUGGUAAUUUGACUGUGGGAUCUAAUCAGAAAUCUGGGCAAUAUGGUAAUGGGAGGACGGAUGGAAGCAGGGGCGCUGGCGUCUCUGCGAUGCAGAAGCCCUCAGCUUCAAUGGCGAAAGCGGUAAAUGUGGAUAAGUCUCCCAUCCCAGAAUCGCAUGCUGGUGGUCGUGAGAGGGAGAGAGCCAUCUUGAAGCCUUUGGAACUGGUAUACCAUGAGCCGCGAUACUCAAGCGAUUUGGUCAUGAUCAACCUGUCAGACUUGCCAGAAAUCUCGGAGGGAGAUAUAUGCGAGCUGAGAACGUACCACAAGGUUCCUGGAGCCAAUGGCCGCAAGAUUUAUUUCGUGGCCAAGGAUUUCGACUCUGAGACCAAGAGAAGGAUUAAGAGUCCUCAAGUUUCGGUUUUGUCAGGACAAUUGCAAUCGCUCUUGGAUCUGCCAGCCAGAUCAAAAGUAUGGUUGAGAUCAAAGCAGAAAGCAAAAUGCGAAGCUGAUCUUGUCGAACUUAACAUAAAGGAUUGCCUCCUAAACAGGGGCGAUAUGUGGUGUUUUUCCUCUCAAUUGGUUGGAACCUGCGUAUUUUCAAGCCAAAGGUUGACCUUUCUCAGCUCAAUUCGAGCCACCGUCAGAGGAGUUUACAGAGAAGGUAAGAAGAUACUUUCAGGAUACAUUGGUGAAAAGACAAGAGUCGUGUUUCGAUCUGAGAGUGCGCGUCUAAUAUUUCUGAUUCAGAUUACUGAUGAAAUGUGGAACUUUGAAGAAUCUGGUGAACAGCUAUUUCAAAAGAUGGUUAAUUCUCUGUUCCCGAAAAUAUUCAAGCGCUGGAAGGACAUUGACACGCAUCAUAGCAUUACGAUUGCAUUUGCAUCGUCAGUUGAUUUCUCAGAUGUGCCAUUUAGAGAGCUGAAGCCCGGCGAGAUAUUGAAGAAUACAACUGAUUUUUUUAGAAUAGUAGUCGAUCAGGUUCAUGUGAUUCAUUGGGUGGAAAUUAUGGAAACCUUGAGGCGAGAAUUCAUGCGACUGACUAAGGAUAUCUUAAACGUGAUGACUGAAGAAAGGCACAGUGUCAUUAAGGGGAGAUUUUCGCCAGUAAUCAAGUCGAACAUUCUCGAGCUGGUUAACUUUGCUACGACGAUUCUAACAGAUCCUUUCAGGCAACCGGAUCUACGACAUACAACAACUCAUGUUAUUAUUAUUAGUCCCGGUUCUGGACUCUACGAUGUGGACUAUGAUUUACUCAAAUUAACGGGAAAAAAGCUACUAUCGUUGGAAAUGAACAUGGAUUUGGUAUGUCUUUCACGAGCUCCGUUACAUGUCGUGCCACUGUUCAGGUAUUUAGAUUAUGAUCGAAAGAUCCAUCAUUGUAGUCCAACCUGGUUGAGUAUCUUUUAUUGGAAUGACUCCUCUGAGGGCUGGUAUCCAAGGUGUAAAAUUUACGACCUGCAGAUGAUGGGCCUCACGGAGAAUGACGUUAUGCAAGAAGUGCAUGUGGAAGGUCUGCAGAUUAAAAAAGAUAAAAAGACCAUUAAGCAGUUCAUGGAAAGCUACGAUAAUUCAGUUUUCCACUGCAAAAUUCCAAGCUCAGAUCCAAUUGAUAACUAUCCGAUGCGCGUCCCUGGCAAGAAGCAAUCAGACCCUAACAAUAGGUCACGAGCGAAUACGAGCUUCGAAUGGAAUGCCCCGAAAGUUGCGGAUGCUGUCCUUGAAGAAGUACAGAAAACUAAGGUUCUGGCGAGCCUCUAUACAGUAAGAAAUGAUAGUUAUGCUGAUACAACAGAGAAGAGCAAGACAUUGAGUCCUCUAGGAACUAGAAGACAAACUGCCGUCGAUACGCUUAAAGGGAUUACUAGGAAAACUUCCGUCAAAGAUUUUACUCACAAGAUUGUAAACCGAUUGAUGCCUGGAUGGGAUAGGGAUUCGGCGAAGGAAAGUAGUCUGGUUGGUCCAUCAGCCGCAGCUGCGACGGUUCCUAAGUCGACUGAAGGAGACUUGAAUGAAGAGAAUAUGACACAGUCCACACCUAAACUUUCCAGUCCAACAAUCGUAAAGACUUUAGAUGCCUUAAAUCAGCGAGAUGGACGUAACAACAUGUCUCCCGUCUACAACCAUUCAAUUCGUGGGUCUGUCAGUACUCUGAACUCACAAAAAGAAAGUGCGCCACUUCCGAAUGAAAGGAAAACGAAUUCAAGCAGCAGAGGGACCGAUGGCGAAAUCAUCGAGUCGAUUGAUGCUAACUGGAUAGAGGUCAAAAAUCCCUCUCUUCCGGUGAGUAAUGAGCUGGCAGGACAAAUGCUGCCUCCCCGAUGGAAUGACGUAUUACCGCGAUAUGUUGCGAAGAAGUACAGCAAAUGGCGGUCUUUCACGACUCCGGCUGAUUUACCCAUUACUAUAUCCAGUUUUCCUUCCAAGAAAGAUUUUGAAAGUAACUUUAUUCUCAGAAACCAUUCAGUAAUGUUAAAUCCAGAUCAGGAAUCUUCAUCUCGGAGUUAUAAACACCUUUUACGUGACCUAGUCUAUAUGAGACUUGUGACUGGCUUUCAGAUAUGUGUUGGCAAGCAGGCUAAAUUAGUCGAGCUGAGCGACAAUCAAGGUAGUACCGAAAAUCCUAUUGCAAAAUACAUUGGAGACAAAUGGACAAACAUUAAGAUCUAUAUGAUGAUAGACUCCGAGAUACAUCGUCUUUCUUGUGGGAUUGAUGGUGUUAUUGAUGUCCAACGGUACAUUAGGAAAAAUGAAGAAAAUCCAUACGAGCGAGUCCCCACCUAUAUACCGCUUGUCAAGACAAGGUACGAAAAUGCCUACCGUAGUGCUGAGAUUGACCCAUUACAUGCGACUCGAAGCUCAUUCAACUGGAAUCAAAUUGAUCAAGUCAUAGCAGGUUAUGGAGACUGCGGUUUUAAUAAGAAAUCCUAUGGUUUCAGAUCCAAGUUGGUUGUGUUGCCUACAGAUCUCCCUUCUAAGACUUUCUCUUCUGUAAUCAAUGGUAGGAGCGAGACAUUGACACCAGAAGAAAUACGAUUAGAAGGUCUGAGGAGAUUGAUUUCUUCAAUCAACAGGAUCAAACAACGGGCGACCAAGGAGAAAAGUUGCCACAAUACGAAGAGGGAGGAGAUUCAGCAAGAAAUCAAAUUUUACACUGGCUCACUGUUUGAUUUCAUUAACGAGCAAAAAGAAUCUCUUGAAAGAUCUGCGCUAGAUUUCAAGGAUUCCAUUUUCGCCGAUGACAAGACACAAAUAAAGAAAGAUGUUGAUUUAAACACAUUAUCUCAAAAAUUACAGCAGGGAAGUAAUCCCUUGCCUUUGUUCAAUCGUAAAUGGCAUUGGAAGAAACAUCAAAACAGUUUCAUAGGCGCCGAGAUGGUCAAUUGGUUAAUAACCAAUUUUGGUGAUAUCAACACGCGUGAGGAGGCAGUCGAGUACGGACAAAGCUUAAUGGAGAAAGGUCUAUUUGUUCAUGUGUUGAACAAGCAUGGGUUCCUGGAUGGACACUAUUUCUACCAGCUUUCGCCUGAAUAUGUUGUUGAUCAGAAGAAAUCUGAGAAGGCAACUCCUGAGGACAAACCCAUUACCGCCAGUAAACGUAGUAAGAGAGGGGACUCGGUAAGCAUUUCUUCUGAAAGCAAUACAGGCGCUUUUUCGGUGACACUCAGCGGUACAAACUCCCACAUAUCACAAGAUAGCGCAUCCGAAUUAAAAGAUUCGAGGGAUGCGAAGAAGAAGCCAAUCGUGAUGCUAAGUUCAUCGGUGGUAAUAAAUGUUGAUGUAGCCAACAAGUCUUACAAGCCAGAGAUUUGUACUGUUCAUUAUGACAAAGUUCACAAUCCUGAGCAUUGUUUUCAUAUUAGACUGGAGUGGUUGACUACGACGCCAAAAUUGCUAGACGACCUAGUCGGUAAUUGGUCUAGACUCUGCGAGCGCUAUGGUCUAAGACUGACCGAAAUUCCGUGGAAGGAGCUUUGCGCCAUACCGUCCAUCAACCCUUUUCAUUCUUUCGUCGAUAUAAAGCUAGCAAUAAAUCCGUGGGAAGAUCCAGAAUUCAAGGACAUUGAAGUGCUCGCGACUAGUAAGUUUUAUUACCACAUGUAUCUACUCAAGGCUUCGGGAUUUCUGCUUGACAAUCGGGCCUCAACCUUCCUGCAAGAAAGUGAAUGCGAGUUUGAAAUUGUUUAUUCAUGGGGGACUCCAGAAUUCAAGUAUGCUCAGUAUAUUCACAAUACUGGCGCUUACAUUGCGGAGAUCAGAUCCAACGGAAAUCUUUUCCUGGCUCCAAAUAAUAUCUAUCUCUCGCGCGUAAAUCCUGGAAACGUUGUGGGCAAGUCGCAAACGUCACCUCAGUAUGCUCUUGAUGCUCAGCGAGUCAUGUUAGAUUUCAGAGAGACUUGCACAGACUACGAAAAGCUGAGAACGAUCUUACUAGAGGCAAAAGAUAAUUGGUUCAAGGAACAGUUUUAUGACGAAUUCUGA